GGGGACUCAGAGCACUUUUCCCUAUUGAUGUGGUUGCAUUCGGGAUCGACCCUUAGCUCAUUUUUAUUUGCCUUGGUGAUGGAUGUAUUGACGUGAAAAAUUCAAGGUGAGGUGCCAUGGUCUAUGUUAUUUGUGGAUGACGUAGUUUUGAUUGACGAGACCUACAGAGGAGUUAAUGCUAAGUUGGAGGUUUGGAGACAGACCCUAAAGUCUAAAGAGUUUAGGUAGAGUAUGACCAAGACGAAACAUUUGGAGUGCAAGUUCAGUGAGGUGAUGCAUGGGGCUUGACAUGGUAAUGAAGAAUGAUUCUUGGGCCAUUCAAAAAAGAGAUAAUUUCAACUAUCUUGGGUUUAGGAUACAUGAAAAUAGAGAGAUUGACGAGGUUGUCGCUCAUCGUAUUGGUGCAGGGUGAAUGAAAUGGAGGCUCGCAUUUAGCGUAUUAUGUGAUAAGAAGGUGCCUUCUAAACUUAAAAACAAGUUUUAUAAAGUAGUGGUUAAACUAGCUAUAUUGUAUAGGGUGAAGUGUUGGUCAGUCAAAAAUUCUCACAUCCAAAAAAUGAAGGUGACAGAGAUGAGGAUGCUGGGAUGGAUGUGUGGGUUUAUUAAGAGAGAUGGAUUAGAAAUGAGGUUAUCCGAGACGAGGUGGGAGUGACUUCGGUGGAAGACAAGAAGCGGGAAGCGAGGUUGAGAUAGUUCAGACAUGCGAUGAGGAGGUGCGCGGAUGCCCUAGUGCGGAGGUGUGAGAGUUUGACUGUGAAUGAAUUCAGGAGAGGUAGAGGUAGACCGAAGAAAUAUUGGAGAGAGGUGAUUAGAUAUGACAUGGAACAGUUACAACACCUAGGACAUGACUCUAGAUAGGAAGUUGUGGAGGACGCAAAUUAUAGGGUCGGAGGUUAGUAGGAAGGAGUGUGUUCGAGGGUAUGCAUGCUGAUAGGUAGGAGUGCGUUGUUUUGUUAUCCGUGCUAGUAGUCGCAGUGUUAUGCUUGUUGUUUUUUUUUUUUGGGGGGGAGUUUUGGUGAGUUUGCGGUUUUGGUAGAUCGAUUGUAGUAUUAUUUUGUGGUAGUCUUGUUUUAGUUGCUAUAUGUUGUUUGUUUACUACCUAUUAUUUCUUGUUCUUAUAUUAUGACUUUUUCUAGACUAGUUUUAUCUUGAGACGGGAGUCUAUCAGAAACAACCUCUCUAUCUCACCUCUAAGGUGGUGGUACGAAUUGCGCACUCUACCCUCUCCAGACCCACUGCGUGGCAUGUUGUUGUUGUUGUUGAGAAUUAGCACUGUUGUAUUCUUCAGCAUUCCUUGAUGCUGGCCACCUCCAAAAAAUUAUAAGGUAGUAAGGUUAGACUAAUCUUUACAGAGAACCGAAGAAAUCUACCAGCUCAUCUACUUCCUCUAUACAGUUUCUGUUGCACCAAAAAAGCAAAGACACUAAACAGUUCCAUUUCACUUUGGAGAUUCUUUUCUAAUCCUCUCUCAUUCUGUCCUAGCAAUUUUGUUCCUCCUUUGUUCCUCCUUUUCUUGUUUUUUCUCUCUCUUUUAUAUUUUAAAUCUUUAUUCAUCUCAUUUUAGUGAUGUUUAAUUAGAAUUGUUGGGAAAAUGCCAGAAGGGAAUGCGAAACUUUUCUUUUUUCUGAAGAUAAGCAGCUUGCAUAUUGCAAAGUAGAAACUGCCAAGCACCAAGCUGUGGUGCUAAUAGGGUAAAAACCUACCUGCUUGCAUUGAGUCAAGGAAAUCUGACAUACCAUCAUAUUCUUUAUAAAUUAUACCAACAUGCCAAAAGCCAUAAACAAGUGAAGUUAAACUGUUGUACACUAAAUGACUUUCCUUUCAAAACACUGUUCAUUGAUUUCCUUCUGUGAGGAAAUCUCCCCAGGUUGCAAUUUUGAAAGUGUUUACUUUUAUUUAAUCCAAGUAGUGACCAACUGCUGGUUUUCUAUGUUUUAAACCUGCACAUCUCUUUACCUAUGAAUUCUUUUUCUUUGUCCAACUGAGAAAUCUUUCUAUGAGAAAAUUUUUGUUAGUGAGGAAGCUGAGUUCCCAUGUAAUGCUAUAUGGCCUCCAAGUGUUCCGAGGAAGGUAUGCUUUUUUACUUGGCUAGUCACUAGAGGGGUGAUUUUGAUAGCAGAAAAUCUUAGAAAGCGAAAGGUUGUAUGCGUUAUUUGGUGCCUCAUGUGCGAGGAGAUGGGUGAAGAUGUGAAUCACUUUCUUCUACGUUGCGGGCUUACCCCGAGAUUAUGAUGGGAUAUUUUUAGAUGGUUUCACACUUCUUUCGUAAUGCCAAGAACUGUGAAAUAUCUGACUCUUAUUUGGAAGAGUAUGAGAGGACGGAGAAAACAAACGGCCUGGACAUGGUUCCGAUUGCAUUAGUGUGGGUAGUUUUGGGGGGAGAGAAACAAGAGAGCGUUUGAAGGUCUAGAGUCGAGUUUCUUGCAGUUGAGGAGUAGUCUCCUCUCCCUUAUUUUCUUUCGGUGUAACCAAUAAGUUCCUUGUUGCUUAGAGGAUUGGAUGGAGUUUGUAGAGAAUCAUAUCUUGUAGUCUUGAUCUUUUGGUAUAACCUUUGUAUACGUCCGUCUUGGUCAUAUUUGUGAAUGAAAAUACUGUUACUUGAUCAAAGCAAAAAACUUAUGUUUUCUCCCGUGAUUUAGGAGUUCAGAUUUAUAUUUCUUUCGGGACUUUGGUUUAGCUUCUUUAUAUCGAUACAGAUGCCCUUAUUCUCUCCCUCACCUAUCAAAAAUAGCGGUGAUAUGAUGUUGAUAACACUACUGAAUCUGUAAUUAUCACUGCAAAAUGGAAAGGAUUUAUUUGUUUAUUUUUCUCAGAUAUGAAAGCUGAAUGCUUCUUUUCAUUGGUUUGUCAUUUCAUUUGGGCGCUUCUAACUGUCGUGAUUUUCUGUUAGUGAACCAGUUUCACCAAAGAAUCAGCAGCCAAAAAAGAGGAGAAGAAAAGAUCUGGCAAAAACCCAUGUUGGGGAUGAUGAUGGACAUAAUCCAAGUAAACCUGCCAAAGUCGGAAAAAAGGCUGUGAAACCAGUACCAGUUGUUAGUGAAACUUCUCAUCCAUCUCAUGGUGUUUCUUUGCAAAAUAUAUCCCAUGAAAAAUUCCCGAAUCAGUAGGGUGUUUCAGCAGUACCAAUAACAAAGAAAGCGGCAGAUACCCAAAAUAUGUUGGAUCCAUCUCCAUCAGCAGCAUGGCGUUGCAAUUCUGCACAAGAAAGAGACCUUGUCCAGAAGAAAAGUGGAGUUAUCCAAUCCAAGAAUCUAGGAGACAAAUCAAAACAUGGUUCUGAAAUAUCUGGGAUCUCAAUUCAGAGGCUACAUGAAAAAGUUCUCAUGCUCGAGAAAUCUAUUGUUGGAAACUCAGUAAACAUUUCUGACGGAACAGAACAAUCUGUUCAGCGCAGUGAUGAAAAGUUUAAUGUGAGUGGCUUUGAGGGCAAGAACUCAGCUCAGAUGAUGAAAGUUCCUGCCAUGCACAGAAAGGAAGGAUCUAGUGGUAGACCAAAAGGUACAAUGCUUGAGAAGGCCAUCAGGGAUUUGGAGAAGAUCGUUGCAGAAUCAAGGCCACCGAAUAUGGAGGUUCAGGAUGCUGAUAAUUCAUCUCAGGCUAUCAAAAGGAGGUUACCACCUGAAAUAAAGCAGAGGCUGGCUAAAGUUGCCAGAUUAGCGCAAGCUAGUCAUGGAAAAAUAUCCAAUGAGUUAAUAAAUCGUUUAAUGAGUAUUGUCGGCCACUUGAUACAGCUUCGCACAUUGAAGAGGAACUUGAAAAUCAUGGUCAGUAUGAGGCUGUCAGCAAAGCAAGAGAAAGACAACAGGGUUCAGCACAUAAAGAGGGAGGUUGCUGAGAUGAUUAAGUUGAGGAUUCCAUUGAUGAAAUCAAAGUUACUUGAACAACAAGCUGGAGCUUCUGAUGACUUCCAAGAAGCGAGUGCUGAAGAGAAAGAAGCCUUUAAGAGAAAAUACAGCAUGGAUUUUGCAAUAGAAGACAAAAUGUGUGACCUUUAUGAUCAUUUUAUUGAGGGCCUGGAUGAAGAUGCUGGUCCACAAAUCAGAAAGUUGUAUGCAGAGCUUGCAGGAUAUUGGCCAAAUAGAUUUAUGGACAACAAUGGUAUUGAACGUGCUAUAUGUAGAGCAAAAGAUAGGAGGAGAGCAGUGCAUGCACAGCGGAAGGACGGAGAGAAAAUUAGAAGGAACAAGUUAGUAGCCACAAAGUUAGAGGAUACUAGUAGAGCAGAUGCUGGACCUAUUGCUCAGUCAGUGCAUAGACAAGAAAAGAUUGUGGUUGAUCAUUCUUCAACUUCAACUAACAAGGCAGUAUCCAGUACCGCAUCUGUAAAUGUUUCUGCACGAAAUCCUGUUUCCCUAGCUAAUGGUUCUGAUGUGGAUCGUCUAAAGAUGGAGAAAUUAAAGGCAGUUUCUGGCAGCUCUGUUGAUCCAUGAGUAGAUGCAGUGCCAAAAAAGAAAAUUAAAAGGAAACAAGAGUAAGAAUCGGGUGACAGUCAGUUUCACAGUGAGAAGCUGACUUCCGCACAGGCAGAGAACAAAACCAAGAAGCAUACUGCUUGUCCUCCUCCGAAACCAAAUAAUGCUGCGCCUUCUAGCUUUGAACAGCUGACAUGAUGUAAGUUCUGCCUCUAGUGGCUUCACUGAUUGCCCCUUCUUUCUAGUUCUGUAAGUAUAUUGUUGUUUAACAUAGCGCAUUACCGAUAAGAAACCAGGUUUCUUGUUUUGAAUCUACAGCUGAAGGCACAUUUUGUUUCAUCAUGAAGGAAAAAAAGAAAAUUGUUUUC
Molecule: messenger RNA, 4780 nt
Organism: Capsicum annuum
Lineage: Eukaryota; Viridiplantae; Streptophyta; Magnoliopsida; Solanales; Solanaceae
Product: ubinuclein-1
Exons: 9
Coding region: 3156-4430 (424 amino acids)
Cellular component (GO): nucleus
Source: RefSeq, a predicted model, not a curated record